AUGGCCAGAUUCCGCAGAAAAACCUGCAUCGCCUUAUCUCUCUUCACACUCUUCAUUUUCGGCACUAUGAUGGGUUUGAAGACACUGAAACCGACCGAUGGCUUCGGAGAGCUUGGCCCUGGACUUCACAGGUUGCCCUUUGCGGAGCGAGUGGACAGCAGGCGGCCCAUCUCGGUCAAAGCCAUCUUGAUGCUUCCCCCCACCGUGACCAAGGCGAACGCCGCCCACCUGGCAGGUUACCCUCCCACAAACUACGACAUCCACAUCUUUUACUACGGCUGGUAUGGCAACCCCCGCUUCGACGGGAGGUUCGUGCACUGGGAUCACCUGCUAGUGCCUCACUGGGACCCCAAAGUGGCGGCGAGUUACCCUAAAGGCAGGCACAACCCUCCUGAGGACAUUGGCUCCAGCUUUUACCCUGAACUGGGACCCUACAGCUCCCGGGAUCCCCAUAUCAUAGAGGAGCAUAUGAGACAACUUCGAUCUGCAGCCGUAGGUGUACUGGUGUUGUCCUGGUAUCCUUCUGGAUUGGAAGAUGACAACAGCGAACCGGUGGAUGACCUGGUACCUGCUAUAAUGGAUGCUGCAGACAGAUACAGUCUGAAGGUGGCAUUUCACAUGUUGCCUUACGCGGGGCGCAGCGACCACACUGUGUAUGAGAACAUCAAGUACAUUGUGGACAAGUAUGGAUCUCAUUCAGCCUUUUACAAAUACAGGACCAGCACAGGAAGAUUAUUGCCUAUGUUUUACAUCUAUGACUCCUACCUGACACUCCCAGCUGCCUGGGCCAACCUCCUCACAUCCUCAGGACCUCACAGUAUCCGCAAUACACCAUAUGAUGGCAUGUUUAUUGGGCUGAUAGUGGAGGAGAAGCACAAGCAGGACAUCCUGGAGUCAGGAUUUGAUGGAUUGUACACCUACUUCGCAUCCAACGGAUUCUCAUUUGGAUCAUCACACCAAAACUGGAAAACUAUCAAGAAUUUCUGUGAUAGCAACAACCUGAUGUUCAUUCCAAGCGUGGGGCCUGGAUACAUAGAUACCAGGAUACGCCCAUGGAACAAUCAUAACACAAGGAACCGGGUCAGUGGAAAGUACUAUGAAACCGCCCUCCAUGCUGCACUCACAGUGAGGCCAGAGAUAAUCUCCAUCACGUCUUUUAAUGAGUGGCAUGAGGGCACACAGAUAGAGAAAGCAGUGCCAAAGAAGACUGCACAGUACACCUACCUGGACUACCUGCCACAUGAGCCGAACCUGUAUUUAGUGUUGACCCACAAAUGGGCCAAGCACUUUUGCAAAGAGAAAGAACAAUGGCUGAUGUAAAGGCUUUAUGCACAAAAAGCUCCUCCUAAAAUACCUGCAACUGAACAUUGACUUUUGUUGUUUUAAGAAUAAAUUUACCAUGAGCCUUUUCUGAUC
Messenger RNA from Carcharodon carcharias (great white shark), 1416 nucleotides. RefSeq names its product mannosidase endo-alpha like (gene maneal). NCBI's taxonomy places the organism in Eukaryota, Metazoa, Chordata, Chondrichthyes, Lamniformes, Lamnidae. The coding region runs from base 1 to 1320 and encodes 439 amino acids. Gene Ontology annotation, molecular function: alpha-mannosidase activity. The transcript is spliced from 4 exons. Gene Ontology annotation, cellular component: Golgi apparatus. The record is from RefSeq and is a predicted model, not a curated record.